CCACCAUUGCGCCUUGGUAUUUUUCAGGAUCUUAUUGGAACUUUGUUGCGAAUUGCUCCUUUUGCUGAAACUGCAUUUUGAUUUGUUUAACUAUUGAACUUGCGAGUCCAAGGUUAAAGGCUAUUGCCUAAUGAGGCAACAGAUGUGUGGAGCCGAGCAGCAGCAGCAGUGACACCUCCAGGAGCACUCGGGACUUCCAGGGCGGAGGCGCACCUCAAUCGGAGCAAUAGCAAUCAAUUGAUUAACCAAUCGAUAAAUGGGCGCCGAGCAUUCGCAGCAGCGGGCGGAGGCCGAUGGCCAUGAGAUCUUCGAUGGGCAUGGGCGCCAGGCCCUGGAGCGAGGAUCGUCCCUGGCCGAUGGCAGCUCCAGCUCCAUGAUGCUGGCGGCCACUGUGGCGGCCAACAAGCGACGCGGUGUGGCUCAUCGCGGUGGUGGAGGUGGAUUAGGAGGAGGAGGAGUUGGUGUCCCAGGAGCAGGUGUCCCAGGAGCACCUGGCCCCGCCAGCAUUGUGAUAGCCAGCAAGCAGAUCAUCGCCGAGGCGGCCUCACCCGGCGGCUCUGAGCUGAGCAGGCCGCCCUCGCCGCCGCUGAGCGUGUGCUCCGAUCUGCCGUACGUCUCCUACACGGACAGACCCAUCGGCGACUCGCCCAAGAUCCGCAGCAAGCCGGCGCACAUGCUGCACCAGAGCAGCGCCAGUCGGGCGGCGGCCCGGAAGUCGCAUCCAGGCGGAUUCACCAGUGCGGUGAAGCCAAAGCGGCCGCAAUCGACGGCCUCCAGUCACAAUAUUGUGAUCGUGCGUCCCGGGGCCAGCGAUGCUGGCGAGGAUGUGGACCUGGACUUGGCACGGCUGCGCAACAUACCGCAGUUCCUGCCCGUGCUGCGCGAAUCGAUCACCUCGGCCACGUAUACGCGCGACGCCGAGAUUCUGGAGCGACUGAACUCGCAGCAUCUGGUCAACAUUUGCGCCCGCAUGCAGACGCACCUCAAUCUGUGCGCCAGCUAUGUGGCCAGCGAGCAGAACCACUUGGUGGAGCGCACCAAGGUGGUGAGCAACUCGAUCACCACGCUGUUCGCCGGUUUCGUGGACAUGCAGAAGACGUACGCCUCGUAUGCCGAGCAGUUUGCCAAGAUCCGGAGCGUCUCCCAUCAGCUGAGCCGCUGCAACUCGCUGCUGCACGAGAACAUUGCCAGCCUGGAGGCGAUCAACAACUUCCUGGACGACGAGGACCGCCUGGAGCCCUUCGUCUGGCGCACCGACGACAACAAGCUGCGCGGCGAGGCCGAAGGCGCCACCGGAGGCAACAGCAGCCGGCUGUGGCGGCUCUAGGAUCGGAUCCACUCACCCACUGCUCUCCAAAGAUUUUCUUAGUCCGUAAUCUUCGUGUAUUUAUUGUGUAUAUUACUCGUUAACGAAGCCGCUUAAUCGUGAUUUUUAAAUUAGUAAAUCGAACUUAAUAUUGAA
This is a messenger RNA of Drosophila gunungcola (fruit fly), 1462 nucleotides long. It is a transcript of the gene BORCS5, whose product is annotated as BLOC-1-related complex subunit 5. The coding region runs from base 257 to 1327 and encodes 356 amino acids. Gene Ontology annotation, cellular component: synaptic vesicle membrane; cytoplasmic side of lysosomal membrane; BORC complex. Gene Ontology annotation, biological process: lysosome localization; positive regulation of anterograde synaptic vesicle transport; organelle transport along microtubule. The record is from RefSeq and is a predicted model, not a curated record. NCBI's taxonomy places the organism in Eukaryota, Metazoa, Arthropoda, Insecta, Diptera, Drosophilidae. The transcript has a single exon.